CUCGCUGCUGGAAGAGCCCACAGCCUGCAUCAACAACCAGUAUUUUUUUGACAUCUCCAACUCCCGUCCGUGUCCCAGUGCAUCACCCUUAUUAUCAAUAACCUCAACAAAUUCCCCAGGUGAAGUGAAUAUUUAUGUGACGUGAUGAUGCACCCGAGUCGCCGAAAGAAAAAGCGCAUUAAUUACGGAGUCCGGGCCGUGGAACUAGUAAGAGGCACGAAGGGUUACGGCUUCACCAUAUCCGGACAGCAGCCCUGCAUUCUUUCGUGCAUCGUCUCCGGGUCGCCUGCCGAGCAAUCUGGCCUCAGAGCCGGGGAUUACUUGGUGGCUGUGAACGGGUACAGUGUCGCCAAGUCUCCCCACGACGAUGUGGUCAAGCUAAUUGGAAACUCCAAGGGCGUCCUGAGGCUACAGAUAGCUGAGAAUUAUUACUCGGACUCCUCUGAUGAAGAGGGACACUUGGCUGCUCGCACCAAGCCUAAGUACUCUCACAGGUCUCGCAGUAGUCAUCAGAUCAAUAGUUCACUUUCUCAAAACGGGGACAAAUUCAAAUGUACCGUCGAAAAGGUAGUAAACGACCUCAAAACCGGCGCGAUGUUCGACUCGCAGUCCUCAACAACCCGCCAUCCACCACCACCACCCCCCAAGAUGCAGUGCAGUCAAACCGGCAGCCACCGCCACCUAAACCUAACCUGCAGCUCAAGCUUCGACAACCUGAGCGACAAUCCUAGCACCCAGGAACUCUUUUCUGUCGGAACAGCCUGCUCAUUAUUAGCUCCACCGCCUAAGAAGCGCGAGACCGAGAAGAUAGUCCACCGAACAGUAGUGGGCUACCUUGGGACCAUCGACAUCCCCAACCAAUUGCAUCCAAGCAUGAUGAUGCAGGUAUUAAAGAAGUGUAUUAAGAGGUUGAAGCAGGAGAAGCGGAAUCCAACGACAGUUCUCCUGACCAUCCACGUGACCAACAUAAAAUUGACUAAUGCUGACAAUCAAGUAAUCGCUGAGUAUCCUUCUUACAGAAUUAUUUUUUGUAAUGCUUUUUCGGAGAGUGAUAAGCAAUUCUUCGGAAUUUUGACCAAGUCUGCUGGAGAAAACGACGGAAUUGUUUCUAAUUCCUGCCACGUGUUCAUGAUCUUCAACAGGUUGAUUGAACAUUCAUUACACGUCAGUACAUCAAGUGCAUUUGGGUUCGUUUGCACUCGGACGACUGACUCUAAUGUCUGCCAGGAGUUUCCUGACAGUUGUAUGGGCCUUAUAGGCGCGAUUCAGACCCUUUACAUCGUCGACGGCGAGGAGAACUACGCGGAGAAUAUCAGGAGGCAAAUGGAGGCUGUGAGUCCUCAACCGAGCAACCUAAGCAGCUCCACGGCUCACUCUAGUAACAGUGACUCGGGAAUUGGGUUCCGUGAUGACUACGGCCAGGAAGUCUUUAGACAACCUUUCCCUGUUAGGAACAGGGAUGAGGAUCCCUGGGUCAGAAGAAGGGAUCAGCUAAUUGAUGACAAGGCCCAGCUGGUUGCUGAUGAUGGUUGUUGUAGCAGAGAGGGGGGUGGUAAUGUUGGAGGGGACGACAGCUGCCAAGUAACAUCUGCUGGGCCAGUUGCCGCUUGGUCUCUGCCUAGGAAAGUUGAGAAAGGGAUGGAGGGCAAGGAUUGUGUUAAGAGUUCCAGGAGUGAAAUGUGCUGCAAGUUGAGUCCCAAGGUGUUCAAUGUUGCUAAAUCUAUGGUUCAUAGCUUGGAGAAUCUUAAGGGUGAUGAUCAACAGUUUACGAAACUGCUGAAUUCUUUCGCUGGGAAGAGUUAUGAGGCGAGGCAGUGGACCAGUUUGCAGGAGAUUAGGAAUUUUGAUGAGUUUCAGGAGGAAUUGCAAUAUGGAAGUACCGAUUCAUGUGAUAAAGAAGAUAAUAAUUAUGGAGUGCAUACUUGGGCUUCAGGAUUUGAAAAAUUAUUAAAAGAUCCCGUUGGUCUACAAACAUUUGCCGAAUUUUUGAAGAAAGAAUUUAGCCAUGAAAAUAUUUACUUCUGGGCAGCUUGCGAGAGGUACAAAAAUACCGAGGACACGUCAAAUAGACGUACACUAGCUUGGAAAAUCUAUGAACGUCAUCUGUCAGCGACUGCUGGUGAGCCAGUAAAUGUUGACAGUCAUGCGGCUGGACAAAUUACGCAAGAAUUAAUCAAUUAUGCUCCUGCUGAUCUUUUUCUGCAGGCGCAAAAACAAGUAUUCAAUUUAAUGAAAUUCGAUUCAUACCCACGAUUCCUGCGAUCUGAUUUAUAUCGUAAUUGUUUAGAGACUGGAAGUAGCGUUGUAAGUACCGAAGACUGUGAUUUAUCUCUCACCAAUUCCCCGAGUGUAAAAUUAAAAAAAAGCCACUCGGAUGCGGAGGACAGACGUAGGAAGUCUAUUUUACCUUGGAAUCGAAAAAACAGGUCCAAAUCAAAAGACAGGGGCGAAAGCGAGUACAACAAAAUACCAACCCGCGUCGAGCCAAUGUACAAAAGUUUUUCUUCAAUGAAACGCGACGAGAGCUCCAAUCAUAAUAUCAAUAAUAAUAACAACAAUAAUAAUAUUAACAAUAAUGAAGACAAUAUAUCGAUUUCCAGCAGUCGAUCUUCAUUAGCGUCUUGGGACCUGGCGCUACGACAAUCUUUCAGCAAACAUUCCGUUGCGUCAUACGAUGGCCAGAACGAUAAAAAAGAGGCCCAUAGCAAGUGCACGGGACUGUGUCGUGUGAUUUUACCUGAUGGAUCUACAACAGUAGUCCCUACAAGUCAAACCGAGACUAUUAAAGAUGUGAUAACACGUCUGCUAGACAAGCGAGCCUUGAAAUAUCUCAAUUACGAUGUUCUCAUACUUGCCACGGACGAGCUGAUGAAUCUCAAGUACUCGUCAUCGGUGUUAGCAGGCCAAGAAGUCGAAGUAGUACCUGCAAAAGUAUUAAAAGUAGAUUUACCGUCUCGGCGAAUAAUCACAGUGGUUGCGCACAAAGGACGAACUCUCAGAGAAGUACUGAGGCCAUUGUUGAACAAGUAUGGGUUCAAGUUGGAGUUAAUAACGAUCUGGGGUGACGGUCACCCGAUAUCGCUGGAAAUUCCAGCAAUUAAUGCUCCAGCGAGGCUAGUUCUUACGUCUAACAAUGAAGAUUUUCAACGAGACGCUUUAAAAUGUCAAGAAAAUAUUCCUCAAGGACAAACAACGUUGGAUGAAAUUACAAAUAAAGUAUUUGAAGAAUUAUUAGUUGGAAAAAGUGCUAAUAAAUAUCAAAGCGAAGGUUCCUGUAAAUCAGAGGACCAAAGAUCGGAAAGUUCGUCAAUUUUAUCGAAUAAAUUUUUCUCCCGAGACUUGGCGCUGUCGGGGAAGAAAAAGUCUAAGUCUAAAAGCAGCAAUCUGAGCGAAAAAAGUCAUUCUGAUUGCGCUGAAGAAAUGACACAGACUACGAGGUCACAUGCUCCUUUGAUUGCUAAGUGGCGGAAUGGUGUUAAGUUACAAUUACCUGGACGAUUUGAUGGUGAUGAAUUAUACGAGGGAUUGAAAAGAGCUCAAAGAUCACGUUUAGAGGAUCAAAGAGGAACGGAGAUAAAUUUUGAACUUCCUGACUUUUUAAAGGAUAAAGAAAACAGUAAAAGCAAAGAUGACAAAAAAUUACGACGUGCUAGAUUGACAGUAUCAGCAAAUUGCGAAAAUUCAAGUUCAAAAUUCUUUAACGACGUUUCGAUACCUGAAAAGACUCAACACCCACCAUCAAAUUUCAUCGACAGCUCGAUAGCAAAUCGAGUGAUGAUAAAUGAGUCUCGCAAUCAACCAUCAGUUCCACCACAGGAACAAUUUCAAUCAACAAUCUCAACGAACAAAUCCAGCUUAGACAGUUCGUUGAACCUGGACGUGACUUUGGAAGAUGCUGACAAAACAAUCAUCGACAAAAGUAUCGAACUAUCUUCUAUCGCUAACACGUCGAUGUCCCCUAUGUCCACGUCGACCUCGACAUCUUCUUUGGGAGUGAUGGAUUCUCCGUCUACGUCUCCGACGAAGCUGUCCAGGCCGCCUCCGUUGCCUCCGAAGCCUAAAGGAUUAUUGACUAGUGUUAAGACUAAUCAAUUGUUGUCGAAAAAUAAUUCAAGGUCCACGAUUAUCAGUGAUUCUUGUGAGAACAAAAAUGUUUUUUAGUUUUUUGAGGAAAAAAGUGUAAUGAGGCUUUAAAAAAAUUAAAUUUUAUUUUUUUUUUUUAAAUUAAAUUCAG
Molecule: messenger RNA, 4234 nt
Organism: Cotesia glomerata
Lineage: Eukaryota; Metazoa; Arthropoda; Insecta; Hymenoptera; Braconidae
Gene: loco
Product: regulator of G-protein signaling loco
Exons: 12
Coding region: 145-4161 (1338 amino acids)
Biological process (GO): signal transduction
Molecular function (GO): GTPase activator activity; protein binding
Source: RefSeq, a predicted model, not a curated record